AAGCACAUGACACCAAAGGCCACCUUGAUUCCUUCUCUGAAACCCUUAAAUAGCUUUUUUUCUACCUUAGCUUCUUUGCAAGAAGUUACCAUCCCUUUGCUUUAUCUCUUGCUUUUCCUUUAUCUCUCUCAAAACCCUACUUUAUUCUCUCCUUCCCUCGAAUUCACCUCUAAAAGGAAGACGAUCCCCCACCCGAUCCUCCUUGUGUUCACAACCUCUCUCUCUCUCUCUCUCUCUCUCUCUCUCUCUUCAUGAAUAUCACCAACUGAACAAGUUGGACAUAAACCGUAGUAUCCGACAUGGGUUCGCCAUCUGAACUAAGCCUAGAUUUCAAGCCAAACAGCUUCUCCUUGCUUCUAAAGUCGUUCGGGGAUCAACCGGACCAGACCCAGAAGAUGGAAGAGGUCCUGGCCUGCCUCGAAGCAGAACGGCACAAGAUCGACGCGUUCAAACGCGAGCUACCGCUUUGCAUGACACUCCUCAAUGAUGCCAUGGAGGCAUAUAGACAGCAACUAGAGAGUUACCAAACAAACCAAGGAUCGAGACCCAUCCUUGAAGAAUUCAUGCCUCUUAAACAUCCAAGCUCUGAAGAGUCGGACAAGGCGUCGAACAUGUCUGAGAAGGCAAACUGGCUGACAUCUAUGCAGCUUUGGAGCCAAGCAAACGAUGGGAGCAAGCACCAACCUGCAAUGAGCACAUCACCGAAAGGGAUGGAGCAUGGUUUCAGUGAUGGUCCAAAGCUUGCUUUGGACAGCAAACAAAGAAAUGGAGGAGCUUUUCUUCCAUUCUCAAAAGAAAGGAACAUGUGUGCUAGUUCCACCAUACCAGCUCUUCCCGAUUUAGCACUCGCUUCUAUCGACAAAGAUAAUGAAGAGAAGAAAUGCUUAGAAUCUGGGAAUGUAAUGUCAUGCCCAAGGAGAGAAAACUGCAACAAGGGUGCCGGCAGUGCAACGAUAGAGCAUGGAAGAGGAACGACGAAUACCGCCGAGGGUCAGGCGGCCACAUCACAGACUCAAAGGAAAGCAAGGAGGUGUUGGUCACCAGAUCUGCACCGUAGAUUUGUUAAUGCUCUUCAGAUGUUGGGAGGCUCUCAAGCGAUUUACGGUUCCAAACAUUUGGAAACAGUGACCAUAUCAUUCCUAUAUGCAAUAACUGAAACUUCGAAGGUUCGUGACGCAAUUGAAGAAUUGUACAAUACGUACACAAUCACAGGGUCCACACCAAGUAUUAACGAAGUUAGAUCGCAUGCUGCUACAAGCUCUGACACUAUGCUCGACGAUGAUUACAUGUCUUUCUUAGUAAAAGAAAAUACAGACACUGAAACGAAAAAAUCAGAGUUAGACUUGUAUCUCAAAGAGUUAGUCGUAAUGCGACAGGAUUCAAACUUCGAUAUUUUGGAGUGGUGGAAAAUGAGAGUUAGUGAAGGAAAAUACCUUAUAUUAUCGACGAUGGCACGAGAUAUUUUGUCAAUUCCUAUUUCAACAGUGACAUUGGAAUCUGCUUUUAGCACAGGGAGUAGGGUCGUGAGCAAGACUCGAAGCUCCCUUACACCAGAUACAGUGGAAGCAUUAAUUUGUACAUAA
Magnolia sinica is the source of this 1583-nucleotide messenger RNA. Its product is annotated as myb family transcription factor EFM-like. Gene Ontology annotation, biological process: regulation of DNA-templated transcription. The record is from RefSeq and is a predicted model, not a curated record. The transcript has 4 exons. The coding region runs from base 300 to 1583 and encodes 427 amino acids. Gene Ontology annotation, molecular function: DNA-binding transcription factor activity; protein dimerization activity. Lineage: Eukaryota; Viridiplantae; Streptophyta; Magnoliopsida; Magnoliales; Magnoliaceae.